This is a messenger RNA of Melanotaenia boesemani (Boeseman's rainbowfish), 756 nucleotides long. RefSeq names its product homeobox A9b (gene hoxa9b). Gene Ontology annotation, molecular function: DNA-binding transcription factor activity, RNA polymerase II-specific; RNA polymerase II cis-regulatory region sequence-specific DNA binding. Gene Ontology annotation, cellular component: nucleus. The transcript is spliced from 2 exons. Lineage: Eukaryota; Metazoa; Chordata; Actinopteri; Atheriniformes; Melanotaeniidae. Gene Ontology annotation, biological process: DNA-templated transcription; regulation of transcription by RNA polymerase II; proximal/distal pattern formation. Bases 1 to 756 code for a protein of 251 amino acids. The record is from RefSeq and is a predicted model, not a curated record.
AUGUCGACGCUGGGAACGAGCUACUACGUUGACUCGCGCGUUCUUCCUGAGCAGGAAGAUAUGGCCCCGAGGUACUCAUCAGCUGCAGGGGUGGAACAGGCAGCGGUAGCCGAAUAUGGCGAACAGGAGUCUUGCCCUUUGCAGCCAAAAUCUUCUAUUUUUGGUGGAUCUUGGAGUACCAUCUCGAGCCACACUCCAAACUCAGCCACUCCGACUUACAUCCAUCACCAUUACAGAAGCGGAGACAGUGAUGAUAUGUUUACGCGCUCCUGGGCUUUGGACCCGGUCACUGCGUCCUUGUGUUUAACGGGAUUACAGUCCACAGCAAUGCAUUAUGAGGUAAAACCCGAACCUCUGAUUGGAAAUGCUGAAUGCACGACUUUAGAGACGCACACUCCUCUUUUGUCUGAUAUUGAAAACGGAGCGUCCCUUACUGAGAAUCCCUGCGAAACCUCAUCCACUUCUAACGCCGCUGAAGAGAACCAGAUAGCAGAGGGGAAAACUGAGACAGAUCCAAACAACCCAUCAUCCAACUGGCUUCAUGCAAAGCCCACCAGAAAAAAGCGCUGCCCGUACACGAAGCAUCAAAUUCUGGAACUGGAAAAGGAAUUUCUCUUUAACAUAUACCUCCCCCGAGAUCGCAGAUAUGAAGUAGCGAGACUCCUGAAUUUGACCGAAAGACAGGUAAAGAUCUGGUUUCAGAACCGCAGAAUGAAGAUGAAGAAAGAAAACAAAGACAGACGGAGAGACAGCUAA